AUGGCGUCGGCGGCCGGCAUCGUCGUCAGCUCCCGCGCGCUCCCCGUGCUGGCCAUCGCCGGCGCCGUCCUCGUCGCCGCGCCCGGCGCCAGCGCCACCGAGGCAGCAGCCGCGCCGCGGCCGGCCCCGCUGGAGUUCCGCGUGGGCGGGCCGCGCGGGUGGCGCGUCCCCGACGCCAACACCAGCUACAUCUGGUGGGCUACCAACAACCGCUUCCACGUCGGCGACCGCCUCCUGUUCAAGUACGCCCAGGACUCGGUGCUGGUGGUGGACCGCCCGGCCUUCGACGCCUGCAACGCCACCGAGCCGCUCGCCGCCUUCUCCGACGGCGCCACCACGGUGCGCCUCGACCGCCCGGGCUUCUUCUGCUUCAUCAGCAGCGAGCCGGGCCACUGCCAGCAGGGCCAGAGGCUCAUGGUGCGCGUCAUGGUGCACCCGGCCGGCCUGGCCGCCGCGGCGCCCGCGCCCGGGAUCUUGGCACAGCCGGGCGGGCGCCCCAGGCCGUCGUCGGGGUGCGCGUCCUCCGCCGCUGCCGAAUGGGUCGCUGCCGCCGCAAGCGUCGCCGUCAUGGCGGCGAUGGCUGUGCUUGUUGGUCUCCUCUAG
Messenger RNA from Panicum virgatum (switchgrass), 603 nucleotides. RefSeq names its product early nodulin-like protein 1. The transcript has 2 exons. Gene Ontology annotation, molecular function: electron transfer activity. Bases 1 to 603 code for a protein of 200 amino acids. Gene Ontology annotation, cellular component: plasma membrane. The record is from RefSeq and is a predicted model, not a curated record. Lineage: Eukaryota; Viridiplantae; Streptophyta; Magnoliopsida; Poales; Poaceae.